UGCUGUGGGGCGGCCUGGACGCCCAGCUCGCCGAGCGCGGAGGCCAGGAGCUGCGCAGGGAAGCGGAGUGAGACUGUGCCAUGGACCCUGGAGACGAAGGGAGUGGACAGGCUGACACACCGUGGGAAGGCUGACACUCUUCUCUUCCCCAGGCAUUCCUGGAGAAGUAUGGAUAUCUCAAGGAGCAGGUCUCCAAAGACCUCACUUCAACAAGGUUCAGCAACGCCCUCAGGGAGUUCCAGUGGGUGUCCCAGCUGCCCAUCAGCGGCGUGCUGGACCCUGCCACCCUGCGCCAGAUGACGCGGCCCCGCUGUGGGGUUGCAGACACAGACAGUCAGGCAGCCUGGACGGAGAGGGUCAGUGCCUUGUUUGCUGGACGCCGGGCCAAAAUGCGGCGUAAGAAACGCUUUGCAAAGCAAGGCAGCAAGUGGUACAAGCAGCACCUCUCCUACCGCCUGGUGAACUGGCCACAGCACCUACCCGAGCCGGCCGUUCGCGGGGCCGUGCGAGCCGCCUUCCAGCUGUGGAGCAAUGUCUCAGCACUGGAGUUCUGGGAGGCCCCAGCCACAGUCCCCGCUGACAUCCGCCUCACCUUCUUCCAAGGGGACCACAACGACGGACUGGGCAACGCCUUUGAUGGCCCAGGGGGCGCCCUGGCCCACGCCUUCCUGCCCCGCCGUGGCGAAGCGCACUUCGACCGCGACGAGCGCUGGUCCCUGAGCCGCCGCCGCGGGCGCAACCUGUUCGUGGUGCUGGCGCACGAGAUCGGCCACACGCUCGGCCUGGCCCACUCGCCCGCGCCGCGCGCGCUCAUGGCGCCCUACUACAAGAGACUGGGCCGCGACGCGCUGCUCAGCUGGGACGACGUGCUGGCCGUGCAGGGCCUGUAUGGGAAGCCCCAGGGGGGCUCAGUGGCCAUCCCGCUCCCAGGAAAGCUAUUCACUGACUUCGAGGCCUGGAACCCCCACAGAACACAAGGAAGGCACGCUGAAAUCCAGGGUCCUAAAUAUUGCCAUGCUUUCUUCGAUGCCAUCACUGUAGAUGGGCAACAACGGCUGUACAUUUUUCAAGGAAGCCACUUCUGGGAGGUGACACCGAAUGGCAAUGUCUCCGAGCCACGCCCACUACAGGUGAGGUGGGCCGGGCUGCCCCCCCACAUUGAGGCCGCUGCAGUGUCACUGGAUGAUGGGGACUUCUACUUCUUCAAAGGGAGCCGAUGCUGGAGGUUCCGGGGCCCCAAGCCAAUGUGGGGUUCACCACAGCUGUGCCGGGCAGGGGGCCUGCCCCGCCACCCUGAUGCAGCCCUCUUCUUCCCUCCUCUGGGCCGAGUGAUCCUCUUCAAGGGUGCACGCUACUACGUGCUGGCCCGGGGUGGACUGCAGGUGGAGCCCUACUACCCCCGAGGCCUGCAGGACUGGGACGGUGUCCCUGAGGAGGUGAGUGGCGCCCUGCCUCGGCCCGACGGUUCCAUCAUCUUCUUCAGAGAUGACCGCUACUGGCGCCUUGAUCAGGCCAAACUGCAGGUGACGGACUCAGGCCGCUGGGCCACAGAGCUGCCCUGGAUGGGCUGCUGGCAUGCCAACUCCGGGGGUGCCCUAUUCUGAAGACACCCCACCUCUUAGUGAAUUGAUACCCUUAUGACCAACGUGUGUCCCCUGCCCCAGGGGCCAGCCCUGUCUUAGAAGCCUCUGAGCCUCCCUGCAGAAGACCAGGCCAUGUCUGCAUCUGUUCCUUGGAGAAGGUCUUUGUGCUCUCAAGACACUGAACUUUGUGGGAUCAAUCCAAGCAGAAGCCAAAAAGCAUCUUAGGCCCUAUGGCCUUUCCCCAAAGGACUCUCUUCUCUAGGCCUUGGGGAUUUUGUUUCUUCUGCCAAAAGUGCACUUCCUGUCCAUGAGGCCAAGGCACCGGGCAGGAUGUAAAACUCCAGGGAGACGUUGCUACCACUUGGCAACCUCUCCUUCCCCUCAGGACCUCCUGGCUCCGUUCUUGGAGAACUGUCUUAAAUGAGAGACCUCACCUCCAGGAAGCUUGGGUGGAGUUGGAAGAAGGAUUUCCAACCUCAGAGGACGUUGGGUGGGGGUCGGGGGGAUGGUUAGAACCCAGAACAAGAGGGAGACUGAUGCAAGCCUGCUGGGCUUGACUUUUGGUGGGGGGCAGGGAGUCUGGAAUAAAGAGGUGCUCCCAGCUUCUGGGCCUGGA
This is a messenger RNA of Suricata suricatta (meerkat), 2199 nucleotides long. It is a transcript of the gene MMP28, whose product is annotated as matrix metallopeptidase 28. Gene Ontology annotation, biological process: collagen catabolic process; extracellular matrix organization; proteolysis. The record is from RefSeq and is a predicted model, not a curated record. Gene Ontology annotation, molecular function: zinc ion binding; metalloendopeptidase activity. NCBI's taxonomy places the organism in Eukaryota, Metazoa, Chordata, Mammalia, Carnivora, Herpestidae. The coding region runs from base 297 to 1604 and encodes 435 amino acids. Gene Ontology annotation, cellular component: extracellular matrix. The transcript has 8 exons.